Molecule: messenger RNA, 7720 nt
Organism: Harmonia axyridis
Lineage: Eukaryota; Metazoa; Arthropoda; Insecta; Coleoptera; Coccinellidae
Product: histone-lysine N-methyltransferase set-9-like
Exons: 21
Coding region: 358-6072 (1904 amino acids)
Molecular function (GO): protein binding
Source: RefSeq, a predicted model, not a curated record
CUUAGCUACGUUUCCUUUGUUUUGCAUUGAAUAUGGCUGCCAUAUUUAGUUUAGAUGUCUGUUUUCAAAUAAGAAAAAGUGAUGAGUGAAGAAUUCAUGUGAUAAAAAUCAUUUAAAGACGUGAGUUGAGUGAGAAUAAUACGAAUUAUUCGAUUCUACAUUAUGGACACUACAAUUAUUGUUGCCUUCACGUACUUUGAUGAGAAAUGUUACUGUUUACAUCGGUGAUUGAAAACUUUCCUUCAGUCGAUGUCAAUUUAAGUAAAUAUUAGUGAACUGGCAUCACAAUUGGAAAUAAAACAAAGAAUUGGUGGAUACCCCACCAAAAUAUUGUAUUGUCCACAAAAUGUUAAAGACAUGAGUCUUUGCCUAGAUAGUAAUAAUGUGCUCGCCAAUCAGGUGAGCACAGCAUCCGCAUUACAAAUAUCUGAGAAAUCCCAGAAUGAAAAUGCUGCUAUAUUAACAACAUCUUCUACUCCUAUAUCUAGUCCUAUUGAACUAAAUGAUACACAGCAGCAACAACUUCUGCACAAAAAAACUGUUACCAAACUAUUAGUAUCGAAUCAUCAAUCAUCGGUCAUUGGAAAUGUUACUCCUGUGUUACAAAAAAUAUCAAAUCCCCCAGUAAUAACUGUUCUGAAUUCAGCUGGUGGUCCCUUGACAGUAUUGAAGACAAUUUGUGUGACGUCGGGGGUAUCUAGUGCCCCUCAUUUUUCUUUAGUGAACAAUCAGUCGUUAACUGUUACAAAUGCAGUUGGAAAGACACCGACCAUAACUUUACUCAAUACCCCAGUUACAGUUGUUAAAAUGACUCCUCCUCAAUCUCAAAAUAUUGAUAAUAAACCUGUGGAAAAUGCUAAUUGUCCAGUGAGUGCACAGAAUGUAUCUACAAUAAUUGAAAAUCGAGCACACAAUGUUUUUGUAAAAAACACAUGCUCUGAUUCAUCUGUAUCUGACGUGACGCAAUGUCAUAAAUUCUUAACCUCGAAUAACUUUUCUCAAACUAAUGUGUUGACAAGUAUUCCUACAACAAGUGGAAAGCCAGUAAAUAAUCAGAGAGGUAAAUUGAAAAUAUUAGGUAAUAUGGUUAUACCAUCCAUGGCAAAUACUUCAAAUAACCAACAAACGGCAAGCCAAAUUAUGUCAAAAACAAAUUCUCAACCACAACAACAACAACAAAGAAUUAUCUCAAGACAGAAAGUUUUGGGUCCAAAUACAAGCCAACCUAAAUACAUAAAUAAGUUACAAAAUACUACUCAGCAAAAGUCUAUGUGUCCUUUGAAACAAAAUACAGAGAAAGUGCAACAACAAGCUAAGGUUAUAUAUCCAACGCAUAAGAGCCAAAUUAAAACUUUGCCACCAGUGAAUAAUUACAUGCCUAAGCCACCAAAUAUGAAAACAUUGAAUUCUCAACAGUCGAAGAGUAUUCCUGGUCAAGUUCAAAGAACAGGUUCUGGCUUGAGAACAAUUCCUCCACAAAGACCACCUAAACUUCCCAAUAAAUUGAACUACAUUGGUAAACAUGCAGUUCAAGCGCAAAAAAUCAAACAUGGACAGAAUCGUUUCAAUAAACCUCUCAAACAAGGGGGACCAUUUUAUAAUAAUUGUGUUCCUCCAUCUCAUGCCAAUAAACAGUUGGCUUUCAAUCAAGCGUUAACAGCUGAAAUUUUGGAAACUUUGGGUAACAACAAAAGUGGACCCACUACAAGUUAUCAAAAUAAAAGUUACGAAAUAUUGCCUAAUAGAUAUGCAGCACCUAUGUAUCCUGAAGAACAACAACCGGAGCCUGUCAAGUAUGAGGAUAAAUCCAAGUCAGGUCUAGAUGCUUUAUCGUUAAUUUGUCAGGCAGUUUUACUGGACCACAAUUACAACGCUACUCUACCACCAGAUUCUCCAACAAGAAUUGUACCUCUUUCUAGCAAUCCUUUACAGGCUAAUGGUAUGUCAGGAAAUUCUAUGAUGAUUUAUUCGCCUGGAUCCAGCUCUAAAAGCAAAUAUCCAACAGAGAGAAAAAGAACACCGUCUUGCUCAAACCCUGUCUCCACUAGCUCUAGUAUGUCGAACAUCUCGUCUUCACUACCUAGUAACAGUACUUCUUUAGUUAACCUCCAAGAUGAUGAUGCAGCAUCUGAUAUCAGCGAUUGUUCUGAUAGGAAACAUGAUACUGAAGGAGAAGAAACAGAUACUGCUCCAGAAGCUGAAGCUGUUAAUAAUGAAGAACUUUAUGAUCAUUACGGUGAUUAUGUUACGAGAUGUAUAUGUGGUUUUAUACAUGAUGAUGGAUAUAUGGUGGAAUGUGAUCAAUGUAAAGUUUGGCAACAUGUUCAGUGUGUAGUAAAAAAUAAGCAGGUGCCAGAUGAGUAUCUUUGUGAAAAGUGUAAUCCUUCGAAACCAGUCGAUCCUCAGAAGGCCAGGAUGAUACAACAGCAGUGGCUCAGAGAGAGACAAUUGCCUGAGAUGAAAACAUUCAAAAAAGAAAUCAAAAUGAAGGAAAAUCCUAAAUUAAAGGAUAUACCAACAGAUAGUGAUUCAUCGGAUGCAGAAAAUCCAAGAAAUAAUAAUACCGUUAUCCCCAAAGGAAGAACACCGUUGGCCCAGAGGAAAAAAUCUGACAAACAAAUGACUAAGCAGAAAAAGGAACUGAAAGAAGCAAAUAUGCAGAGAAAGAGUUUCAAGAAAAGAGAAAGAAAACUAAUUAGAAGAAAGAGUAAGGUACAAACGAAGAAAGAAGAUGACGAAAAUCGUGAAACAUUGGCAACGCCGAAUAUGCCUCAUUUGAGACAGUGGAUAGAAAGUUACGAGGAGGCAGUAACUAAUCAUUAUUCUCCCGAACUUCGGGCUCGAAUAUCUAAUAUAAGAGUCAAUGGUUCACAGAAUAUUGAUACUUCGGUGUCCUUUGAUCCUACAGUUAAUAAGUGCAGGGCUCACUCGCUGCCUUUAACCGAUCUAAGAUAUCUAAUAGCCACGGAGGAAAUUUCUCCCGACUCUGCCAUCAUAGAAUUGAGGGGAAAAUACAUGUUGAGUAUUCAACAUAGAAACCCCGGGGGCAAUUUGAACACUCGGCAGCACGCUCAACGACCUGGGCCAUUUUUAUUUUUUUACCGUCUGAACAAAGACAACACUGAGGUAUGUGUCGAUACAAGAACGUACGGAAAUGUUGCAAGAUUUGUUAGGCGUUCUUGUAAACCCAAUGCAGAGUUGAGACAUUGUAUUGAGAAGGGUGUUCUUCAUUUGUAUCUUGUUGCUAUCUCGCACAUUGAGAGAUGGUCAGAAAUCACAAUGAAACAUGAAUCUCAUGACUUGGCCGCUAUCGGGACCACCCAAAUUUCUUGUUUUUGUGGAAACCCCGCUGAAUGUAAAGUUAAUAAAUCCAGUUUAAAAAGAAACGGUGAUAGUGUUACAGAGAUGUACAGAAAGAAAAGGGGAAGGAGAACGGCAUCAAUAUCAACACCAUCGGAACCUGAAACACCUCAAGUCCCAGUGAAAGAGGAGGUUUCAGUUUCUGAACCAUUGCCCCCAGUGUUGCCUCAAAUUACUACUCUUCUUUCUCCAAGUCCAAUUAAAAUUAAACCUGAAAAAGUGGAAGUUGAAGUGAAGCAAGAAAUAAAAAUGGAAGAAGUUAUUAUAAAAGAAGAAAUUUUAGAAGUACCUGAAGUAAAGACGGAGUUGGUACCUGUAAAAGAAGAAAGACCAUCUACUCCUGUUGAAGAGGAUGAUGUGCCUGUUGUUACUGAGACUUCUGAAAAUGAAGAAAAAGAUGUCAAAAAAGAAGAAAAGGAAAACGAAUGUAAGAAGAGUCCUGUUUCUGUUUCUACUAGAAGAUCUUCUCAGCACAAGGGGGAAAAAGACAAAGAGGAUGAAAAACCUGUAUCAGUUAAGCAAGAAAAAAGCAAGAACAAGAAAUUAAGUCGAGAAGAGAGAAAAUUAGAGGCUAUUCUGAGAGCAAUUGAACAAAUGGAAAAGGCCAAUCAAAGAAAGCAAGAACACAAGCAAACAAAACAUGUACAAAGAAGAGAAUCAGAGCCGUCACCAUACAGUAAAGAUGAAGAAAAAACUAUGGACUUGAAACAAAAACGUAAAAGAAGAAAAGGGAGAGCUAGGACGACAAGUACACACAGUACAAGGCGAGACAGGUUAAAUUCUGGUGAUUCAUAUUUCACUUCUGGUGAUGAGAAUAUGCUUUCCCCGAAUGACGGUAUACAUCCCAAGAAAGGCGAUGAAACGACCGAUGAUAGUACAUCUGGAAAACAUGAUGGUUUUCUAUUAACUUUCUCUGGUAAUGAGGAAAAUAAAAGAGACAAGUCUCCAGUAAGGGAAAACGACUCCAAUUCAAACUCAACACAUUCUUCACCAGAAACACCGUUAUCUUUAGCUUGCUCGUUAGUUCAAGCUGCCGUUGAGCCUUUGGAGUCAGGAUUCAAAUUUCCCAAAACUAAAAAGGGUUUGAUGAAUGAAUGGCUCAACAAAACUCCAGAUGCUGUUCAAAUAUCCUCCAGUCCUUUAUCUCUACAUAUCAACAGCACAGAAGUGGAAACGAAUUCCAGUUUCAGUGCUCCGUUAAAGAACCUCGCCCACGAAUCUGGUCCGAAAGGAAGUGCUAAAAAGAGGUGGCUCCGGCAGGCCAUCAGCGAAGACAAAUGUGAUAGUCCCCAAGAAUCUCCACCGAUCAAUGACAUGGUAGCACCGCCGAAAAAAAGAAGAUUGCCAAGAGAAUCGAUUUCCAGCGAUAUAACUCCACCUUCCACACCGACGAGUUUGGUGCCCCCAGAAAAUAGGAUGGAAAUUGAUGGUGGUACUUCUUCAAUUGAAAUGCGUCCGUUCCAGUUGGUGUACGAUGAUUGUAAUGAUGGUCAAAAGGAAACUUUGGAAUCCGAACUCAUUUUAAAGGAGAGAGCGGCUGAAAUGAAGCAGGAAUUUGGCAAAACCUAUGCACAAUCUGCAACAUCCGAAAUCAAUCAAAGACCGGAUACACUAUCAUUCGGGUGUUUGAUGGAUCCUAGAUUAAGAAAUCACAAUUUUACCAAUAGCGAACAUCUAGUUGGAACCGUUGAAAAAACUCUCAGUAUACUGGGAUUUGAAGAACGAAAACCUGAAGUUGUUCCGCCAAUAAGACGAAAGUUAUCAAUAACAGAAUACCGACAAAGAAAGAAGCUCAACAACAAUGAAAUAAAUGACAAGUUAGAGGAAUCUGCCAUUUCUGAAGACUGUGUCAAUGAAGAAAAUAAUUCUUCAGAAUCAUUUCAAAUGACAGCUACUCGCCCAAGGUUGAAUAGUCCAAGUAGUUCAUCCAGCUCAUCUUCCGAUGAUGAAACAUGUGUGAUAACUGAAUUGCCUGCCAAAGUUCCAGCAUUCAAUUCAGAACCAACUGAAUUGGAAAGGCAGAGAGAAAUGCAAACUUUAAGGCUCAAAAAGGCAUUUGGAUUAUCAAUAGAUGUUGAACCUAAAAAAUCAGUCAUAACCAGCGAUUCAAUUUUCAAAAGUGAAUUAGCUACUCCACCAAUCAUCAAAUCUUUUACUGCUCAAGACAGUCCGAUCAACUUAACUCCAGUAAGCUGUGAGAACUCGGACAUCAAAUCGUCAUUGAAUUCCCCUAGACUUCACGCCAUUCUAACACAAACCGAAUAUUCUAAUUUGUCACCGAAUAUAGCGGAGCAAGAAAAAGAAGCUACUGCGGAAAACGUCGCACCUCAAGCUAUGUCCCCCCAUGUUCAAGAAGAGCAACCUGAAAGUGUUGUUGUCAUGCCACAAUCGUCUGAAAAAGAAGUUCUGAACGACGAGAGUGAAACGCCAAAACCCGAGGAAUACAUGGAGUUCGAAACAACACCGGACGAUGAGGAAAAAAUGGCAAGUGAAGAGAUCAAACCCCAUAUGUUCUAUACCCCCGAUGAAGAGGAAGAGAUUGAGGAGACGGAGUUCCCUGAAGUUGAGAGUAUCAAUUACGUUCCACCCUUUAACAAUCCAAUAUAUCCAAGUAUCAAUUAUACAUCCCUGAUUGAUGAAGAAGGUCGUUAUGAGGGUCGAAAUCCUUCGCCCCCUCCCUCCCAUUUGGAUCCGGAAGAUAUGGAAUCUUAAAAAAUAUCCCGAAUAUUCAUGUAAAAGGGAGUAUAUGUGCAAUCAAGAUGUUCCAAAUAGAAAAUCAUGAAACAUUUAGGAACAUUGUAUAUAGUUGUUUUAUUUUCGGAGAUUUAUUUUUAAAUAUUAUUAAGUGCAGAGAAUUGCAAAAAGAAUUAAUAAUGGUCUGACUAUGAAGAGAAUGUAAUUAUGGUUCGUUUGAUUUUUUAUCGAGUUGCUUUAUUUUUGUAGAUUAAUGUAAGAAAUGUAAACUUUGUAAAUAAUUUUUAUCUGUAAGGAAAAUUUAAGAUUUAAUUUCAUUUUGGUACAACCUUUCACAAAUGGCAUGAAAUAUUUAUUAUUUUGUUGAUGUUAUUAUUUAUUUAAUUCAAAAUUAAUGUUAACAUGUAUAUGAUGCAUACAUAUUUAUUAAUUUUUGGAGAAAUUAACCAGUGAUACAUGGCCAUUCACCUGAUUGAUGUACAUAAAUUUUAAAAAAAUCUUCUUGCCAUUUGUGGACAUGUAUAUAACUGUUUAUACAUGUUAUAAAUUUGAAGUACAAAAUUGGUUUAAGAGUUGAUCUCGUCUCCUAAGAGUAGAAGCUUUUUUAUUUUUUCUAUAAUUAUAGAGUUACAAAAUAAUUAUUUAUAUUGUUGUGAAACAGGUGGUAACACGACUACAUUAAAGAUGGGAAUUAUUUCAGGUGUUUCAAUGAGGAGAAUUACAUUUUAUUUCUUUUUUUCUCAUUUUUGUUUCAAUGAAAUAUUUGGUUGACAAUGAAGUUCAAUAUUUCUAUUCAGUAAACCUUUUUUCUGUGUGAGAAUCCUCUUUUCAUUUUCCUAUCUUUUCAGUCGUGAUCUCUUUCUAAAAGUUGUUUGUUUCUAGAUGAAAUCUAGAAAAAAAUUGUGGUAGUUUGAAUUCGGAGCUUCCUCAAAAAUGAAGUUCAUGAAUCGUUCCAUAAUUGUUUCUAUAGUUACUGUUGGCUAUUUAGAAUUAUCUAUAAAAUACUUCCAAUCGUUCCAGUACCUUGAAUUUUGUUUCAAUUAUUUAUAAGUGAUAAGGAAUUGUCUGAACAUCACAAAAUUUUACGGAAGUCGUUGAUCCCAGUCUGUAUAUAAUAAUUGUAAAUAUAUAAUAUAUUUAUAUAUGAAAUUGUAAAUUCAAUCGUACUAUAAACUUGAAAACUAACUCAAGAAGAUCCAGUGUUUUUUCGUUUGUAUUAAUUUAUUUAUUAUUCCUUGAUAAUUGAGGAGGAGGAUCACUAAGCUUGUAUAUAAUUCAUUAACUAUUUUACUUCCACUCCAAGCAAUUUUCUAUGUUUAGAGUAACCAUCUAAUGAGCUGUAAAAAUUUUAUUUUGCUUCGGAAGUGAAUGGUAGAACUCAAAUAAUCUGAAGAUGCGUCGAAUAUUCAUUUUAUCAUCUCAAUGCACAUGAUUGAUUAAUGACCCUUUUUGACAGUAAUUCUACUCAGUAUUGUUUAUAAAUAUUAAAAAAUGUGACAAUGAUAAAAGCAAUAUUGACGCAAUUCGUUCAAAUUAUCAAGUGUCAUUCAACGAUUCAAUUAAGAAAUAGAAUAUUUUAAUAUAUAUAAUACAGCUGUAUAUAAUACAUACUUUGAUGUUGGUACGAAUUUUCGUACAAUUAAUAAUAAAUUGAAAUAAUUUGAAA